UGCCAGUAAAUAGCCACAUCCAUCCACACAUAUCGUGCCAAAGCCUGGUGGAGCCCACCGUCUACUACCUGACAGGUUUCACGUCGCUUUCCUCCGCAUCUGGCAACAUAAAUGCCACCCAUUUUGAGCCAGGUGUUCCUCUGCUGGGCCUGUCUAGGAAUUUAGGAGAUUGAUUGUUCUUCUGAUCAACACCCUCCCUCCUCCCUCCCUCCCUGCACCCACCCACCCAACCUAGCCACCCACCCUGCCUCCCCCCUGAACCUAUCACUGGGUUUUUGGGAAGAUGGGCUGUCUUGGCAAUAGUAAGACCGAAGACCAACGAAAUGAGGAGAAGGCACAGAGGGAAGCCAACAAAAAGAUAGAGAAGCAGCUCCAAAAAGACAAACAGAUAUACCGGGCCACUCACCGGCUACUACUGUUAGGGGCCGGUGAAUCCGGGAAAAGCACGAUAGUCAAACAGAUGCGAAUAUUGCACGUUAAUGGCUUCAACGCAGAGGAGAAAAAGCAGAAAAUUCAUGAUAUUAAAAACAACAUUAAAGAAGCUAUAGAGACGAUCGUGGCUGCUAUGACUACGCUCACACCGCCAUGCCAGUUAGCCAGUCCUGCAAACCAAUGCCGAAUCGAUUAUGUCCUGAACCAAGUAAACCAGAAGGAUUUCGAGUUUCCUUCGGAGUUUUAUGACCAUGCAAGGAUCCUCUGGCAGGAUGAGGGUGUGCGGGCCUGCUGGGAAAGGUCCAACGAAUAUCAACUCAUCGACUGCGCACAGUACUUCUUAGACAGGAUUGAGGUGGUCAGGCAGAAUGACUACACACCCACUGAUCAGGACCUGUUGAGAUGCAGAGUACUCACAUCUGGGAUCUUCGAGACGAGGUUUCAAAUAGACAAAGUCAAUUUCCAUAUGUUCGAUGUUGGAGGUCAGAGGGAUGAACGUCGAAAAUGGAUCCAGUGUUUUAACGAUGUGACAGCUAUCAUCUUUGUGGUGGCAAGUAGCAGCUACAACAUGGUGAUCAGAGAAGACAAUCAGACCAACAGACUACAGGAAGCCCUCAACCUUUUCAAGAACAUUUGGAACAACAGGUGGCUACGGACCAUUUCGGUAAUCCUCUUCCUGAACAAACAGGACCUGCUCGCUGAGAAGGUUUUGGCAGGAAAAUCUAAAAUCGAGGAGUACUUCCCGGAGUUUGCACGCUACACUACACCUGAUGAUGCAAUACUAGAGCCAGGUGAAGACCCCCGUGUCACAAGGGCAAAGUACUUCAUUCGGGAUGAGUUUCUGAGGAUCAGCACAGCCAGUGGUGACGGACGCCAUUACUGUUACCCCCACUUCACCUGCGCGGUCGACACAGAAAACAUCCGCCGCGUCUUCAAUGACUGUCGCGACAUCAUACAGAGGAUGCACCUACGGCAGUACGAGCUCUUGUGAUUUGCAGCGCCGUCCGGUCUUCUUAUCUACCUACCAACCUACCUAUCUAACCCCCACGACCAGUUAGCCUAUCACCCCCUCCAGUUCCACCAACUUCACCAAACAACCGAGCAAAGGAGCGAGCGAGCGACCGCCUGCCCUCCCCUCCAUCCCAAUACAGCUCCUACUUCUCCCAGUAACACGAUUUCAGUGGAAAGAUUUUAUUUUAAAGGAAAUACAUUUAAGGAUACACCAACAACAGUUUCAUCAACAAUUAGUCAGGACUGACUGCUGUACUCAGCUACACUUUGACCCCGGAAAGAGGGUCAAGACUGGAACCCCUCAGUGCAGGCUAUCCCUCCUUUUAGCUCUCUUUCUCUCUCUCAGACAUAUGAACACACACACACACACACACACUCACAGGUACACACACACACUACAGCAUAAGACAUCCAGAACCCUGAGAUAGGUUUUAAUGUAUCACGGUCACUCACACACACACACACACACACACACACACACACACACACACACACACACACACACACACACACACACACACACACACACACACACACACACACAGACCUUUUUAAAACCACGUCCUCCUGCUUUUAACAGUUGGCAGAGGCUGAAUUGAAUAAUGCAUUCUGAGAGAGAGGAGUUUAUUCACCGCGUGCUGAAGACGAAGGAGGAGGAGAGGAGAACGAUGGACAUGGAGGGUGGCAAACUGAUAACAGAGGAGGGCUGUGAGCGCUUUUGUGCCCGAACAGACGGACUAAUUGACUAACGUCUGCCUGUGGACGUGAGCGUGACUCGAACAUAAGACCACACGGCUCACAUGACAUGCUCUUCAAGAAACCAAUCGAGGAGGGACGGCAGAAAAAAAAGGAAAAAAAACAACAACAAAAAAACCCAAGAAAAAUAUCAUACAAUGCAUAAAUUCAUGCAUACCAGUGAACUUCAUGCAGUGCAAAAAAUCCAAGCUAUAUAUAUAGAUAUUUAUAUAUGUGUGUAUAUAAAUAUGUAUAUAUAUAUAUAAAUAUAAAUAUUAUAUAUUCCUGUAAUAACACAAUUCAACUUUUAAGUUUUUGUUAGUUUUUACCCCAUGUUGUGUGUUGGUGUACACUGUGUGUGUGAUCUGCCUCUGUGCGCCAUUUAAACCUCCCUACCCACCCACACACACACACACACACAUACACAACCUUGCCCCCUGCCCCUGCUGCUAUUUGACAACUAUUCAGCAUAUGGAAAAUAAAGGAGAGGUUUUAUUUAAUGAGGAAAAAAAAACAACUUAAAGGAAAGCAUGAAGUCAGAGAACUGACUUAUCAAGACUGGACGCAACAUUUUUACCUGGGAACACACACACACACACACACACACGCUAACAGACACACACACACGCUCCAGCUCUCAUCAGUCUCCUCCCUCUCCACACCACGUCCUCCCCCCACCUUUCGUCUUCUUCUCUGACCUCUCCCAGUCCCUCUUCCUCCCCUCCCGGCUUUCAGUACGUCUGUCUUUAUUUUACUGCUGGACUAUUAUUCUUGUACAGACUGUAAAAUGUAUUAUUUUGUACAACUUUAUUGAAGAAAAAAAAUAACUUGUAGAAGA
Molecule: messenger RNA, 3016 nt
Organism: Chelmon rostratus (copperband butterflyfish)
Lineage: Eukaryota; Metazoa; Chordata; Actinopteri; Chaetodontiformes; Chaetodontidae
Product: guanine nucleotide-binding protein G(s) subunit alpha-like
Exons: 12
Coding region: 284-1423 (379 amino acids)
Biological process (GO): sensory perception of chemical stimulus; adenylate cyclase-activating dopamine receptor signaling pathway
Cellular component (GO): heterotrimeric G-protein complex
Molecular function (GO): D1 dopamine receptor binding; GTP binding; GTPase activity
Source: RefSeq, a predicted model, not a curated record